CUUUUCUUUUUUUGGUCUUUCCUGCUCAGUGCCCAACCCAAGUUCAAAGGCUGAUAAGAGAGAAAAUCUCAUAAGGAGGUUUUAGUCUAGGGAAAGUCAUUCAGUGAAUGGGAUCUUGGCUCAGAGGGGACAAUGUCAGGCUCUUUCUGGCUCCUUCUCAGCCUUGUUGCUGUGACUGCUGCUCAGUCUACCAUAGAGGAACAGGCCAAGACAUUUUUGGACAAGUUUAACCAUGAAGCUGAAGACCUGUUCCAUGAAAAUUCACUUGCUUCUUGGAAUUAUAACACCAAUAUUACCGAAGAGAAUGUUCAAAACAUGAAUGUUGCUGGGGAGAAAUGGUUUGCCUUUUUCAAAGAACAGUCCAAACUUGCCCAAACGUAUCCACUACAAGAAAUUCAGAAUCUCACAGUCAAGCUUCAGUUGCAGGCUCUUCAGCAAAAUGGAUCUUCAGUGCUCUCAGAAGACAAGAGCCAACAGUUGAACAUAAUUAUAAAUACAAUGAGCACCAUCUACAGUACUGGAAAAGUUUGUAAACCAAAUUAUCCACAGGAAUGCUUAUUACUUGAACCAGAUUUGAAUGAAAUAAUGGCAAAGAGUACAGACUACAAUGAGAGGCUCUGGGCUUGGGAAAGCUGGAGGUCUGAGAUCGGCAAGCAGCUGAGGCCAUUAUAUGAAGAGUAUGUGGUCUUGAAAAAUGAAAUGGCAAGAGCAAAUCAUUAUGAAGACUAUGGGGAUUAUUGGAGAGGAGACUAUGAAGUAAAUGGGGUAGAUGGCUAUGACUACUACCGCAACCAGUUGAUUGAAGAUGUGGAACGCACCUUUGAAGAGAUUAAACCAUUAUAUGAACAUCUUCAUGCCUAUGUGAGGACAAAGUUGAUGAAUGCCUACCCUUCCUAUAUUAGUCCAACUGGAUGCCUCCCUGCUCAUUUGCUUGGUGAUAUGUGGGGUAGAUUUUGGACAAAUCUGUACUCUUUGACAGUUCCCUUUGGACAGAAACCAAACAUCGAUGUUACUGAUGAAAUGGUGAAACAGGCUUGGGAUGCACAGAGAAUAUUCAAGGAGGCUGAGAAGUUCUUUGCAUCUGUUGGUCUUCCUAAUAUGACUCAAGGAUUCUGGGAAAAUUCCAUGCUAACUGAGCCAGGAGAUGGUCAGAAAGUAGUCUGCCACCCCACAGCUUGGGAUCUGGGGAAGCAAGACUUCAGGAUCCUUAUGUGCACAAAGACGACAAUGGAUGACUUCCUGACAGCUCAUCACGAGAUGGGGCACAUACAGUAUGAUAUGGCAUAUGCUGCACAACCUUUUCUGCUAAGAAACGGAGCUAAUGAAGGAUUCCAUGAAGCUGUUGGGGAAAUCAUGUCACUUUCUGCAGCCACACCUAAGCAUUUAAAAUCCAUUGGUCUUCUGUCACCCGAUUUUCAAGAAGACAGUGAAACAGAAAUAAACUUCCUGCUCAAACAAGCACUCACGAUUGUUGGGACUCUGCCAUUUACUUACAUGUUGGAGAAGUGGAGGUGGAUGGUCUUUAAGGGUGAAAUUCCCAAAGAGCAAUGGAUGAAAAAGUGGUGGGAAAUGAAGCGAGAGAUAGUUGGGGUGGUGGAACCUGUGCCCCAUGAUGAAACAUACUGUGACCCCGCGUCUCUGUUCCAUGUUUCUAAUGAUUACUCAUUCAUUCGAUAUUACACAAGGACCCUUUACCAAUUCCAGUUUCAAGAAGCACUUUGUCAAGCAGCUAAACAUGAAGGUCCUCUGCACAAAUGUGACAUCUCAAGUUCUACAGAAGCUGGACAAAAACUGCUCAAUAUGCUGAGGCUUGGAAAAUCAGAACCCUGGACCCUAGCAUUGGAAAAUGUUGUAGGAGCAAAGAAUAUGGAUGUAAGACCUCUGCUCAACUACUUUGAGCCCUUGUUUACCUGGCUGAAAGACCAGAACAAGAAUUCUUUUGUGGGAUGGAGUACCAACUGGAGUCCAUAUACUGACCAAAGCAUCAAAGUGAGGAUAAGCCUAAAAUCAGCUCUUGGAGAUCAAGCAUAUAAAUGGAACGACAAUGAAAUGUACCUGUUCCGGUCAUCUGUUGCAUAUGCCAUGAGAGAAUAUUUUUUAAAAGUCAAAAAUCAGAUGAUUCCUUUUGGGGAGGAGGAUGUGCGAGUGGCUGAUUUGAAACCAAGAAUCUCCUUUAAUUUCUUUGUCACUGCGCCUCAAAAUGUGUCUGACAUCAUUCCUAGAAUUGAAGUUGAAAAGGCCAUCAGUAUGUCCCGGAGCCGAAUCAAUGAUGCUUUCGGUCUGAAUGACAACAGCCUGGAGUUUCUGGGGAUACAACCAACACUUGAACCUCCUUACCAGCCCCCCAUUACCAUAUGGCUGAUUGUUUUUGGAGUCGUGAUGGGAAUGGUAGUGGUUGGCAUUGUCAUCUUGAUCAUCACUGGGAUCAGAGAUCGAAAGAAGAAAAAUGAAGCAAGAAGUGAAGAAAAUCCUUAUGCCUCCAUUGAUUUUGGUAAAGGAGAAGAUAAUCCAGGAUUCCAAAACAGUGAAGAAGUUCAGACCUCCUUUUAGAAAAAUUGAUGUUUUUCUUCUUGAGGUGAUUUUGUUGUGUGGUGACAGGUCUAAAGAAGAGAGAAGAAUCCAGGGAACAGGUAGAGGACAUUGCUUUUGCACUUCCAAGCUGCUUGAUGAACAUCUCUCUGACAACAUGAAACUAGCACCAGGGGCCUCCAUGAACUCCUGGAGCAAGUCUGAUAGAAACUCAUUUCCACUGUUUCCUAACCGUGGAGUAAAUGGAAAUUCUAACUGUGGGUUCACCCUCUGAAGUGGGUACCCAGUCUCUUAAAUCUUGUAUUUGCCCACAGUGUUUCAGUAGUGCUAAGCAUAAAGCAGACUCAAUAAAUACUAGAUUUAUAUACUC
Molecule: messenger RNA, 2899 nt
Organism: Callithrix jacchus (white-tufted-ear marmoset)
Lineage: Eukaryota; Metazoa; Chordata; Mammalia; Primates; Cebidae
Gene: ACE2
Product: angiotensin converting enzyme 2
Biological process (GO): proteolysis
Cellular component (GO): plasma membrane
Molecular function (GO): peptidyl-dipeptidase activity; metallopeptidase activity
Source: RefSeq, a predicted model, not a curated record